GCCAAUGAAAGUCCGGCCGAAGGAGACAUGAGGAGUUGCCCCCCAUCACUGCCACUCAUGGGGUUUAAAGUGAAGAGUCCAUGGAGCCUCCUCCUCGCCCUACUUGUUGCGGUUCCCUUUCUGGUAGUGCUGUCUAUGAAGCCAACUGGAUUAUUAGGUGUUGGCCCGGAGCCUUAUCAUUGGCCAGCAGACGUGAAGUGCCCGGGGGAUGUGCCCGAUGGGAAGAACCACUCUCCAACUGGAAGAAUCUACUUCGUGGAGACCUCGGAGAGGAUGAGCCCCAACGCUCAGUUCAUGUGCGCAGUAGAAUCGGCGGUAAGGACUCACCCCGACACCCAAGUCACGAUCCUGAUGAGGGGUCUCUACCAGCAACACCUGCCCAGACCCCCAAACCUUGCCUUUCGCCUCUUCCGGUGUUUCCCCAAUGUUGACGUGGCGCCGUUGGACUUUGAGCGGCUUUUUGCCGACACCCCCCUGAGCUCUUGGUACUCGGCCGUAGAAGGACACAAAGAGGCCACCGACUUGCCGAUACUCUCGGACGCCAGCCGGCUGGCCAUCCUCUGGAAAUACGGCGGAGUCUAUUUAGACACAGAUUUCGUGGUCUUGAAACGUUUGACGAACCUGGCGAAUUCCAUGGGGACCCAGUCGACCUACACGCUCAACGGCGCGUUCCUCUCAUUCGCCCGAGGGCACAAGUUCAUCGAACUCUGCAUGAAGGACUUCACCGACUCCUACAACUUCUGGCUCUAUGGGCACCAAGGGCCUCAGCUCUUGACUCGGGUCUUCAAGAGAUGGUGCUCCAUUCGCCGGCUGAGGGACAGGCGGAGCUGCCGUGGGGUCAGCGUCCUUCCUCAGGAGGCUUUCUAUCCCAUCGAAUGGCAGAACUGGAGGAAGUAUUUUGAGCUGAUCAGCCCUUCGGAUCUCAAGGGGUUUCUGAGGAACACCUACGCCGUCCAUGUCUGGAACAAAAAGAGCAAGGACUCCAGGCCGGAACCCGGGACUUUUUUGGAUCAACUGCAGUCACAGUGUUGUCCCACAGCUUACGGUCUCAUGAAAAUGUCUCUCUGAAAGAAGUGGGUCUCUUGUUAUGGGCUAAAGGGGCCCAGCCUGAAGGCCAGUUAGGGGGGGAUUUGGGGUGAGUGCUUAUUUGUG
This is a messenger RNA of Xenopus tropicalis (tropical clawed frog), 1152 nucleotides long. It is a transcript of the gene a4galt, whose product is annotated as alpha 1,4-galactosyltransferase (P blood group). The record is from RefSeq and is a predicted model, not a curated record. NCBI's taxonomy places the organism in Eukaryota, Metazoa, Chordata, Amphibia, Anura, Pipidae. Gene Ontology annotation, molecular function: lactosylceramide 4-alpha-galactosyltransferase activity; hexosyltransferase activity; UDP-glycosyltransferase activity. Gene Ontology annotation, cellular component: Golgi membrane. The coding region runs from base 28 to 1068 and encodes 346 amino acids. The transcript has a single exon.